ACUGAGUGAUAGAAGAAUAUUUGUGUUUGUUUGUGGAUGACUUCUCUUUGCUCUUAAACUUUUAGUUACCGUGACAAUCCGCAACCCCAGCUUACCGGAACCCUUGCUGCAAAAGGAAAAGGACAUGCCACUACAUUAUAUUAGAUCAUUGAGAAGCCCCUCAGUCACCAAGCAGGUACUUGGAGUGGGGGAAUGGCGAAAUUUUUCUGCUGGGGGAAAAAGAAGGGCUCUAAAGGUGGUGGGGCUGCCGAUGCUCCAAAGGAAUCCACUCUCAGUAAAGAGGUCAAAUCCACUGCAGUUUUUGGUGCCAAUAUUCUCAAGGAAGGGUCAGACCCGAAAAUAUUGCCAGACUCUGAAUACCCUGAUUGGUUAUUCCAUCUGCUUGAUAAGUGCCCGGCACUAAGUGAGCUAAGAAGGAAAGACCUGAAAACCUUACUUUACGAAGACCUAAAGCGAUUUGUCAAACUGGACAAUCGAGUAAGGAUCAAAGAGAAUAAUUCCCUCACGGCCAAGAACUAAUACGACUAUUCAGGGUUUAUCGUGCUGAAUAGUUAUUUUCAUGAACUAAAUUUACUUGUUUUGGGGAUGAACAAAGGAGAUGUGCAGGAAUUGAGUGUUUACAAGAUUGUUGGAGGCUUGUGCUGGUUAGUAAACCACUGAUCUUGCCGUUCUCAUUGUAAUAGCAUAUAAGUUUCUUCUCUGGAACAAUAAGCCGGGAAGAAAAUUGAUUUUUUCGGUAUCCAUUGAUUUCUGAAUCUGGUGUAAUGCUUGUGGUUUUUGUGGGCUGUGAAGCAACCCUCACAAUGUUGCAUCUUUAUCAAUUAUCAUCAUUAGUUGUAAAUAUACAGGGCUGUGAAAUGGUGGCAAGACAGCACCGGCCGGGUGUUCCCUGGUAAGCAG
Molecule: messenger RNA, 900 nt
Organism: Oldenlandia corymbosa var. corymbosa
Lineage: Eukaryota; Viridiplantae; Streptophyta; Magnoliopsida; Gentianales; Rubiaceae
Source: the annotation of a GenBank genome assembly